CGUAAAUAAAGCAGCAUCCCAGGUGAGCAGGUACUCAAAGAGUUGACGAUGGGAAGUGAAAACUUCACAGGUUUGCCGCAAACUCUACUGCCUCAUAGAAGCCCACGAAAGGAGCGCGGCUGUCUAGGGGCAACUGCGUACCAACUCGCGUAGGAGGGGGGCAAAACAGGCCAAAUCGGAAGGGGGGUCCAGGAAAAGUAGUAACAUGCCCACUGCAGUCCGUCUCCUCGGGUUCCCGAUCUCAAGAAAAAUACACAAAAGCGAACUCGGUACCCUUCUGCCCCACGCCAGACUCCCAGAAAAAAGCUCGGCCCCAAGUCCCGGAGUCCGGGGAAGGCCGCCUCCGGAGAAGCCCCCGCAGACGCCAUACUAAAAGUCAAAAUGGCUGCCCCAAGGAAGCCCGCACCGCGUAGCUACUGAGGGCUGGGGAACAGGCGUCUGCGGGAAAGGGGGAGGGGGACUCGAGGAAGAGCCGUCGCGGGGACCGUCACCGCCCGAGUCGCAGAGUUAUAGCUUAGAACUUUUGAGCUGUAUUUGGAAAAGCACUGGCCAGGGAAAAAAUGAUAAAAUUCUUCCUUAUGGUGAAUAAACAAGGACAGACUCGACUGUCUAAGUACUAUGAACACGUGGACAUUAAUAAGCGCACACUUCUGGAAACAGAGGUCAUAAAGACCUGUCUCUCUCGAUCCACCGAACAGUGUUCUUUCAUUGAAUAUAAGGAUUUUAAGCUGAUAUAUCGGCAGUACGCAGCUCUCUUCAUUGUGGUCGGAGUUAAUGACACUGAGAAUGAGAUGGCCAUUUAUGAAUUCAUCCACAAUUUUGUGGAAGUUUUAGAUGUGUACUUCAGCCAAGUGAGUGAACUAGAUGUAUCCUUUUUCAGUAGUGACUUCCAGAGCAUGGGAAAGCAACUGUCAUUCUAAUGAGGAUCUCACCAUGUUACCCAGGCUGGCCUCAAACUCCUUGCUCAAGUGAUCCUUCUUUAUCCUUGAGAGUGUUUCCUGGCUCCCAGCCACUCUUCUCGUUGUCACUGUGCUCUGAGUCCUCAAGGUACCAUAUCCCUCCCCUACUCUCUUUCUCCACCAAGUUCCUCUGCUCCCUGCACCCACUCUUUAUUCCAUGAUUCUGGUUCUGUUUUAGUCAGAAGUCAGGCUUUCCCAUUUAACACUGACUUUCACAUUUAAUUUUGCAUAAGCAAAAUAUAUGUAAAUUGUAUGGAAGCAAAAUUAUAUCUGACUGUCCUGUUCCCCAGAAAAUGAAUGGGUGUUUAAGGAAGAAGAUGCACCCCUGUCUAGUGGCCUCAUUGACCAGAGACAUACAGAGCCUAAAGGCGCACCACACUCAGCCUCUGCAGCAGGAGUCUCUCACAUAGUCGUCUCUGUGGUGGCUCGAAUUUAUGUGGAAAAAUGAACACAGUGGCCCUCGGCGGCUUUUCCACUAUCUUAGAAAAUUGAAUUUCAGUAUAAUAAUGAGACAAGUAUUUUCCCACCCUACUUUUGUGUUAAAGAACUCUGUUUAGCUAGGAUGGAGUGAGAAGCCAAGGGACCUAAGACUGAAGGCUAAGUUUUUUGUUUUUUUUCCUUUUUAUCGGUACCGGGGAUCGAACUCUCAACUGCCUGCUUGCAAGGCAGGCGCUUAUGCCACUGAGCUAAAUCCCCAGCCCCCAAGGCUAUACAGUUUUUAGGGUGGGCUCUCCCUAGUAUUGCUUUGAAGGUUCCAUCAGAGUCAAUGCCGCUUGGUGUUUUCACUUAUUAAAGGACAACAGAGCCACCAUGAUGCUGUUAAAAUACAUUAAAAAAGUGUUUUGUGAUUCAGAGUUCAAAAUUGCAACGCAGAAAAAAAAAAUUCCAGUGUAGGAUCUAAAAACUGUUGUUUUGGUUUUUUUAGAGAGGGUCUCCUUAUAUAAUUCAGGCCAGCUUUGAAUUCACUGUGUACCCCAGGAUGGCCUCAAACUUAUGGUGAUCCCUCUGCCUCAGCUUCCUGAGUGAGAUUACACGCGUGCCUCACCACACCUGGUUUUUUUGAUCUCUGAACAUUAUAAUCACUUUAACUAAAAAUUUGUUUCAAACUGGGUGUUAUGGCACACACCUGAAUUCCCAGCACUCCCAGAGGCUGAGGCAGCUAGAUCACAAAUUUGAGCUCAACCUGAACAAUUUAAGUGACUUCGUGAGACUUUCAGAAUUUUAAAAGAGCUGGGGAUGAGAUGCAAAGGCCCGGGUACAACACCAGUACUGUCAAAGUGGCACUAAUAUUAUUGGUCUUAUGAUGUUCUUAUCCACAUUACAUAGAAAUUCAGAAAGGCUGUCAGUCUUCAUGGUUGAGAGAAAGUAGAACUUGAGUACCUCUGCUGUUUGGGAAGCUGUUUGUAGUUCCUGUCAGGUCCAUGAGGCCCACAAAAGAAAGAAAUUGCCUUAAAGAUCUUUAGUCAGUUCAGUUCAGUGUAGCCAGAGAUAAGUUCCUGGUGCAGUGGUCACCCUCAGCUGACUAAAUUAGCAGACCCAUGGUCCAGUCCUUUCUUGUUUCUUCCUAUUUCAAAUGUCAGGGUUGAAGUACGCUGGUGUUUAUUGCCGUGAGGGUUGGCAUUGGGGUAUGUUUUUUAGUCCCUGCCCUCCUGGCACAAGGCCCAAAUGCCCCACUCUUGGCUUCACCAGUGUGUACAAGUUGCUCAUAAACCACAUCAAGAUGUGAACAGCAGCUGGAUUCUUAUUUUAAAGGAGUCACAUGAUCACAGGGUAGUUAGCAGGCCUCGCCUCCCAUUAGCUUUGGUUUGUGGUUUUCCCAUUCAGUGCCAGAAGUGGCCUGAUUAUUAGGAUCUGAGCCACCACACAGGCAGAGUCACAUGCCCAUGGUACAGGAUGGCCGAGUGAGUAACGCAAGUUUCCGGGAUGUUGAGACCUUCACACUUGCUGUAGUACUUUAUCCUUGCAAGGUAGAACCCUCAGCUGACAGCGGUUGAUAUGAUUCAGCAGUAAAUUCUGAGCUCAGUUUUGAAAUAUUUGAGCAGCUGCUCAAAGGGACAUCUGAACUUCAUGUCAUCUGUUUGCCAGAGAUGAAGCAGUUGUCAGAGCAGCUGGAUGCCUGAUCCAAUUCAAAUACGUUAACAUUAGAUUUCUUUUCCUCAAAUCAUCAGCAUUUUUGGGGCUGGGGAUUUAGCUCAGCGGCAUAAGCGCCUUCCUUGCAAGCAGGCAGUCGUGAGUUCGAUCCCCGGUACCGAUAAAAAAGAAAAAAGAAAAAAAAAGAUCAUCAGCAUUUUCAAAGGCACAGAGGCUUCCAUUUCCCUUAAUAUAACUGGAGUUCUGCAGACUUUUGUUUUGUUUUGUUGUUUUUGUUUUCUUGCAGCUAUCUAAUGCUUCUCUGUCCUGCCUUUUUAUUUCCCUGAUUGUCUUUUCCACCAAGUCUCAAGCUUAUAAAUUCUGGCUUCUGGGCUGGGGAACAGGUUUGAGUCAAAGGCCUAACAUUUGUUCCAGUCCCAGUUAGGCCAUGGACAAAGCAAUCAUCUAUGUAAUUGGAAGACAUUAUUAAUAGUUAUACCAGAGUAAAGCUUUUUUUUUUUUCUGGGUCACUUAAGGACAGUUCCCAUCGGCUCCUGAAAAAGUUUAUUCUGCUGAAGCACUAGAGCUUAAUGAGAUGUUAACAUAAUCUAAUGGAAACUUAGAAGCCACUCACAGGUUGCCUGUUCUCUACAGAUGUACUUUACUAAGCAAAUACAGCAUAAAUGAUGAGCAUCUGGAAUUACUGAAAAGAAAUCGCAUAAUAAUGAUUUGCUACCACGGCUCACCAGUAAAAACCUCCCCUACUGUGUUUAAUCACCUAUUUGUUGAAUGAAGUUUGUCCAACUGAAA
Cavia porcellus (domestic guinea pig) is the source of this 3839-nucleotide messenger RNA. RefSeq names its product adaptor related protein complex 4 subunit sigma 1 (gene Ap4s1). The record is from RefSeq and is a predicted model, not a curated record. The transcript is spliced from 6 exons. Gene Ontology annotation, cellular component: intracellular membrane-bounded organelle. Bases 561 to 920 code for a protein of 119 amino acids. Lineage: Eukaryota; Metazoa; Chordata; Mammalia; Rodentia; Caviidae. Gene Ontology annotation, biological process: vesicle-mediated transport; protein transport.